Molecule: messenger RNA, 3771 nt
Organism: Orcinus orca (killer whale)
Lineage: Eukaryota; Metazoa; Chordata; Mammalia; Artiodactyla; Delphinidae
Gene: FAM107B
Product: family with sequence similarity 107 member B
Exons: 4
Coding region: 489-884 (131 amino acids)
Source: RefSeq, a predicted model, not a curated record
ACAUGCGUCUGGACCUGAAGGUGUGAGUGAGAUUUGGCUUUGUGGUCCAGGGUUGGGUAGGGAGCAGAUCAGCGGCCGUGCCAGAGGGCACGUUGCAAGCACAGGAUACUGGUGGGGAAGGCAGGGACUCGUGAACACACGGGGAGCAGUGAGUGUUCAUUUUCCUUUCGUCGAGGACAGGAUCUGUGAGCUGGGAGGGUUCCCUGACGAUCAGAGCUGUGUUUCCCAGCCUUGGGAGCCAUGGGGAAGGUAGUUGGCAGAGGGGAGAAAGUCGAACAAGGAGGUCAGUUAGAUGCUUAUUGCCAUGUCGUGGCUCCAGGGUGGAAAGUUGCUGAAAAGGAACCAGACCCCAGAUUGUUCUCCGGCCACCACCACUGCCAGGGGUGCUCAGGAACACACAGUGUGGCUCCCAGCCAGCUCACCCUCCUUCUCACAGCCCGCUGGAGGAUUCUGACCUGAAGGACACGUAUCUCAUCCCGAGAAACAUCAUGGCUGAGCCAGACUAUAUAGACGAUGACAAUCCUGAACUAAUUAGGCCUCAGAAACUAGUCAAUCCUGUCAAAACAUCCCGGAACCAUCAAGACCUUCACAGAGAACUUCUUAUGAAUCAAAAAAGGGGACUUGCCCCUCAGAAUAAGCCAGAGCUGCAGAAAGUGAUGGAAAAGAGAAAACGGGAUCAAGUAAUAAAGCAGAAGGAAGAGGAGGCACAAAAGAAGAAAUCUGACUUGGAAAUAGAACUAUUAAAACGGCAGCAGAAGUUGGAGCAGCUUGAACUUGAGAAGCAGAAAUUGCGCGAAGAGCAAGAAAAUGCCCCAGAGUUUGUGAAGGUUAAAGGCAAUCUCAGAAGAACAGGCCAAGAAGUGGCACAAGCCCAGGAGUCGUAGGUCCAGGCUGCAGAGACCGCGCACCAGCCCAGCGCACACAAAAAGUGUGUGCAGGGGCCUCCCCAGUACUUAACCUCAGGGCCAAAGCCCCUGGAGAGAAUCCCAGCCAGCAGAGAACUGUUACUUUGAAAAGAGUUUGGUUUUGGUUUUCCUACCAUACGGGUUGGAUCGGUUACACCUGUGACUGUUGCAGUUCCUAUUCGCCACAUGAAGGACGUUGCCCAGCACUUAAGUUGGGAUAAUGGACCUGUGUGUUCAAAGACUUAAAAAAUAACAACAACAAGAAAAAAAGGAAGAGGACACUGGCAUAAAUUCCUGAGAGUUGCACUACUUGGUUUUUCUUUCAAGCCAAGUUUAGUGGGGCACGGAGCCUUUUUUCUUUUCAAGUGUAAAGAAAAUGUGUUUCGUUCUUCCUUUAGUUACCCAUUCAGUAAUUUAGAUCGCGCAGAAAUGCGUUUGAUCUGUUAUACCCACUGUUUGUAAAUUCUGUUUUCUUGUCUAUUUACACUUUCACCCACGUUAGGCUUAACACCAGAGAAUGUUAAUAUUCAUGUUGAACACAGUUCUUACCUUUGUCGGCAUUAAGAUUCAGAAAUAGAGUGAGGAACUUUAAAAAUAUGGGAACAAAGAGAUACAUAAACAAGACUACGUAAACGUCUGUCUUGAUCUUAUUUCCGUUCCUGUUGGUUCCCUGAUGCUUCACGGUGACCUUCUACUUCAGGGAAGGUCCAUCAUAUAAAUCCAUGUCUUGCUUUGAUAACUGUUAGGGGGUUGGUUUUGUUUUAUUUUGUUGUUAAGUUUCUUGCUCAGCCACGCCUUUUAUGUGAAAUAAUCUCCCACUCCUUCGAGGAAUAAAAACUAGUCCGUAUAACCCAACCUCCAUGUCAAAAGUAGAGGGUCCAAAUCUUUUGUUUUCUCCUGAGAGCAGUAUGGGGAAAGCUCCCAUGUGGAGCUGUGAAGGAAGAGUUCUCUGGGUAUUUUAAUGUGAAUCAAAUGUAGAUUGGUCUCAAGGAGGCCCAUUUGGAAGAUAUAUAGCAUUUAUACAUUUUUAAUAUUAUUUGAAGCCAACCUUUGAAAUUUUCUGAUUAAUGGUCACCUAGCUCUUUGCCCUUUUUUCUUGUGAAGAAAGGCUAGUUCACCACUACCUUUGUGAUGGUGAUGCAUUCGUAAGGAUGAUGUUGUGACUACUGUUGAUCUCUCAGGAACAGCUGAGGGGAAGGGGAGGCUGCUCAGUUGGUGCUCUCCAGCUGGCAUGCUGUACUCCACAUGUGAGCCCUGCGUUACCAACUACAGCCAGAUUCUUAACGCAAAAUCCCUUUUCUAUUGCCGGGAUGGGCAGGGGGACGUUCUGCUUGGGGUGGUCUGGAAGAAUUUGUGUGGAUUCAGUAUGUUCUUUGUAGAAACGGUUCAGCCGGUAAUUCCUACAUUGAAGGCUCUUCUUUUUUUUUUUUUUUUUUUUUUUUUUGCGGUACGCGGGCCUCUCACUGUUGUGGCCUCUCCCGUUGUGGAGCACAGGCUCCGGACGUGCAGGCUCAGCGGCCAUGGCUCACGGGCCCAGCCGCUCCGCGGCAUGUGGGAUCUUCCCGGACCGGGGCACGAACCUGCGUCCCCUGCAUCGGCAGGCGGACUCUCAACCACUACGCCACCAGGGAAGCCCCGAAGGCUCUUCUUAUAAUUUCUUUCAAGAGUCAUAGAAAGCUGGAUCCCGAGCUUUUGAAUCCUUAACAAGCCUAAGUAGAAAGUAGCUUUCUGUGGGAAUUCUGUAGUUUUCAUGGUUGGUGAUUAGGCUCCUGUUCACCCCUGAUGUGGACAGACAAAAGUAAAUGCAUAGAUAAUAUACUGCUAGUCAUAGAACAUGUUGAUUACACCUGAAAUGGAUUAUUUCUCUCAUCAGCAAGUAUUAGUUGAAUAAAAUAUGAGGUGCUUAAGGUACAAUGUUGCUCUAUCAUAAUUUACUUUUGAAGGAUGGAAUGGUAACUCCUUUUUUCCAUCCUUCUUCCUUUUCAGAGAGGAAAGAGCAUUAACCGAUCAUCUUGAAAGUACGUUUCCGAUUGUACGUUGACUACAGUUCUGCCCCUGUGCAUGUGGACUAGUGAUGCAAUUUGUAAAAUGAAGAUUCAGGAGUAGCUCAUAGCCUUGAAUCCAACCGGAUAUGUAAGAUCUUUAGAUUCUGUAUCCUUGAAGCAAUUCUGCCACUUGCUAAAAUUCUCAAGGGCCCUAACAGGCUCCUUUAGAAAGACCAAUUCUGUUCCUAGAAUUUACCUAGAAUGCAUUCUUCACUGGGAAAAAAUAAAUUCCAAGAGCGUUUCCCUCCCAGUCUCACUCACAAAUCUGCAAAAUUAUUAGUGGUUAGCAGUCCAAGGUUUGGCCAAAAGAAGACUUGUAAAUAGUGUCAAGCAAUGUCUCCUCACUAGACAGUGGAAUGUCCAGAUAGAAAAGCUCUUUGAAAUGCCAGGUCAGCUCAGCUUAUAAGCCUGAGUUUAAAAAGGCGUCAUUCUCCCUCCACACUUUCAUACUGUACAGUCCAAACCCCUAGGACUCAUGAACAUCCAAGCAGUUUUGUGCUUUGAGCCAAUUUUUGAGAAAAAUGGCUCCGUUUUUCCACUCUGCGGUUUUCUUAAAAUAGCUCCGUGUUUUCUAGUCUCCGAGUAGCGUUGCUUUCUAAGCUAUCACAGUUGACUUUAUUCUUCUACUCUGAAAAAUUCUGACUUGUUUGAGUGUAUAUAAUAUAUAUAAAGGGAGCCUUAAUGGAUUUGUUUUCAUAAUUUAAUAUUUUUUGUAUUUGCUCUUGUAUAAUUGUUUUUAAUGGAAAGUAUUACAGAAUUGAGGGUGGAAUUCUUAGAACCAAAGUUAUUCUUAAUAAAAAUCACCACACGCUUGGACCAUG